GUUCCGCUUCCAGACAUUUCUGCACACGGCGGAUAAACGCGGGAGCACCACUAGAGCACCAGCAGCGGCUAGAGGCUUCUAGAAACAACGUGCACCGGGACAGUCACCGGCAUCAAACCAGUUCUCCACACUCUCCGUGACACAUUUCAACGUUUGAAGGCAUUCCACUGGACAAAUGGCCAAGUGGGGAGAAGGAGAUCCUCGGUGGAUUGUGGAGGAGAGAGCAGAUGCGACUAAUGUCAACAACUGGCACUGGACUGAACGUGACGCAACAAACUGGUCAUCUGACAAAUUAAAAUCCCUGGUCCUCGGAAUGUCUGUGGAGAACGAUGAAGGCAGCUGCGAGGUGACGGAAGUCAGCAAGCUGGAAGGAGAAGCCUCAAUCAACAAUCGCAAAGGGAAACUCAUUUUCUUCUAUGAAUGGAACCUGAAAGCCGGCUGGAUCGGAACGUCGAAAUCAGGUGUGAAAUAUAAAGGAACAAUUGAAGUUCCAAACCUGUCUGAUGAGAAUGACAUGGAGGAUCUUGAUAUUACUGUAUCGCUGAAUAAAGAUGAACCUGAAACACCUCUGACCCACCUGAUGAGAACAAUAGGAGCGGAGAAAAUCCGUGAAGCCCUCGGGAGCUACGUCGGGUACUUAAAAACAGAGUUCACUCAGGGAAUGAUCCUGCCAACAGCAAACGGCAUGGCCAAACCUCAGUCCACCUCACAGUCCAAAGCCAAGAUGAAUAAAACUCAGAUUUCAUCCUCCAGCAGCACAGCUGCUCCAGUCAACACCGGCGUCAAGAUCCCCACCUGUAAAUUCAGCAUCAGAGAAAAGUUCCUCACCUCCCCGGCUGAUCUCUACAGGGUUUUCCUCCACCAGGAGAUGGUCCAAGCCUUCACACACGCUGCAGCCACAGUGGAGGGAGAGAGGGGUGGGAAGUUCCGUCUACUAGAUGGAAAUGUUUUCGGUGAAUUCACAGAGCUGGUUCCUGAUGAGAAAAUAGUUAUGAAGUGGCGAUAUAACAACUGGCCCAGUGAGCACUACGCGACAAUCGCGAUGACCUUCUUGGACCGGAGCAGCGAGACAGAGCUGAAGGUGGAGUGUCGAGGCGUCCCGGAGAGCGAGGAGGAGCGGACGAAAGAGGGCUGGAAGAGAUACUACUUCGAAGCUAUCAAACAGACUUUUGGCUUCGGAGCGCGGCUCUUCUGAAGACGGUUUACUGUAGUGCUCGUUUUCAUUUCCGUUAUGAAUUUUUAAAACUGCUUGUCCUUCGGUCUGCCAGGCACAAGAUGUCCAAAUGUAAACUCUUUGGCACGAGUUAACAAAAGAGACGAGACGGGUGAGGCCAACAUGUCACCUGUGUGUGCGUGUAAAUGUUUUAAUUUUUGAACAUAUUUAAAUUUGGAUUUCUCCCUGUCAGUAUUUGGGUCACUUGUUCUAAGGAGAUGGACUGUGCCUUGGGGACUCGGGAUGGAAAAUGAUUUGAAUAAAGAAAAGAAGAAUAUAAUGAACCACUAAAGCUAAUUGGCCUCCAAUUCUAUAAAUAUGUAAUUACUGCAAGAGUUAAAAUAAAUGUCAGCUUUCUUUUAUUUGGAAAGUUCUUGAUUCUUUCAAAAUGAUUUGUUUUUUUUACUCUUCAAGUGUAACUGUAGUAAAGAUGCUUUCAGUAAAGAUGCAUGUUUCAUUUCAAA
Notolabrus celidotus (New Zealand spotty) is the source of this 1677-nucleotide messenger RNA. RefSeq names its product AHA1, activator of heat shock protein ATPase homolog 1b (gene ahsa1b). Gene Ontology annotation, molecular function: protein-folding chaperone binding; ATPase activator activity. The record is from RefSeq and is a predicted model, not a curated record. Gene Ontology annotation, cellular component: cytosol. The transcript is spliced from 9 exons. Gene Ontology annotation, biological process: protein folding; positive regulation of ATP-dependent activity. The coding region runs from base 176 to 1195 and encodes 339 amino acids. Lineage: Eukaryota; Metazoa; Chordata; Actinopteri; Labriformes; Labridae.